AUGAGUGACUCCACAGAAUCCAGAAUGCAGCAGCUGAGUUCUGUGGAUGAUGAAGAGUGGAUGGUCAGUGACAUCAGGUGUUCUAGUAAAAGUUCCAGACUACAACCAAAUUCUGGAAUCAAGAGUUUGGCAGGACGCCUAGGACGAGGUCAAAUCCCCUUGAUCUUGCUGCUGUUCUCCUUCCUGUUCCUGGCUGGGCUCCUGCUGAUCAUUCUUGUCCAAGUUUCCAAGACCCCAAACACCCAGGGACAGGAAGAAUCCAAAUGUGAAGAGAUCUACCAGGAACUGACCCAGAUGACUAACAAACUCUUGUCCAAGAUCCCCACCUUCCAGAGGCAGAAUGAGUCCAUGCAGGAGAUCUCUGCACAGCUGACAGAGUUGAAGACUGAACUACACUCCAGGAUCUCCACCUCCCAGGGGUGGAAUGAGUCCAUAAAGGAGAUCUCUGAACGAGUGACACAGCUGAAGACUGAACUCCUUUCCAGGAUCCCCAGCUUCCAGGUACAGAAUGACUCUAAGCAGGAGAAGAUCUACCAGCAAGUGGUGAAGAUGAAGGCUGAACUCUCCCGCCUGUGUCGCCCCUGCCCCUGGGACUGGACGUUCCUCCUGGGAAACUGUUACUUCGUCUCCAAGUCCCAGCGGAACUGGAACAAUGCUGUCAAGGCUUGCCAGGAAGUCGAGGCUCAGCUAGUCAUCAUCAAAAGCGAUGAAGAGCAGACCUUCCUGCAGCAGACUUCUAAGGCUAAAGGACCAACCUGGAUGGGGCUGUCAGACCUGAACAAGGAAGCCACAUGGCUCUGGGUAGAUGGCUCACCUCUGUCAUCCAGAUUCCAGAAGUAUUGGAAUAGAGGGGAGCCUAACAACGUUGGGGAAGAAGACUGUGUGGAAUUCUCUGGGGAUGGCUGGAAUGACUCCAAAUGUGAACUCCAAAAGUUCUGGAUCUGCAAGAAGCCUGCAACCCCAUGCACUGCUGGCUGA
Molecule: messenger RNA, 978 nt
Organism: Cricetulus griseus (Chinese hamster)
Lineage: Eukaryota; Metazoa; Chordata; Mammalia; Rodentia; Cricetidae
Source: RefSeq, a predicted model, not a curated record